AUGAAUGUUCAAACAUUUGUAUAUAAUGAAAAUUUUUAUAAAAAACUUGCUUUAACAAUAGCUAUUAUUCGUUUAACACCAUCACAUAUGACACCAAAAGAAUAUACGAUACAAUUACAAAAUAUUAUACGACAAAAUAAAAUAAAUGAUACUAUACAAUAUGAACAAAUUUUAUUAGAUAUUCAUUCUCUUAGAAAAUCUAUAUCAAUAAUAAUACCAAAAAAAAAAUUUCUUGAUUUAAUUGAAUAUUAUAAAAAUUUUCUUCAAAAUAUAUUCAUUAUAUCAACUGAAUUUAAUAUUGAAAUACAAAUAAUUAUUAUUGAAACAAUUGAUCGUAUAUUUCAAUUAAUUAAAGAAAAUUUUUUUCAAAUACAACAACAAACAUUUGAAAUUCUAUUUAAACAAUUAAUUCAGACGAUUUUUAAUUUUGAUAUUAUACCAAAUAUUCAAAAACAUUCUAUUCAACAUAUACGACAAUUUAUUAAUUUAAUAUUAAUAUAUAUCAAACAAUCGAUGAUAAUUACUAAUGGUCAAAUUUUUAUUGAACAAAUCGGUUGUUAUCCAUCAUAUUUUUUAGUAGUUUUUGAACGAAUACUUACUGAAUUAUUUAUCUAUUUUGAUAAAACAAAUUCUAAUACAACAUAUGGUUUAAUUUUAAUUAAUAUUCUUCAAAAAUUAAUAACAUCAAAUGAUAAUACAAUAUUAAAACAAAUCUUAAAUAAUGAAUUAAUACGUCAACAAUUUCAUGAAUUACUUUAUACAUGUUUAGCAUUUAAUAAUAAUAAUGAUAAUUCAUUAGUAAUUUAUCUUUGGAAUAUUUAUGGUCGAAUUGUAUAG
Rotaria sp. Silwood1 is the source of this 837-nucleotide messenger RNA. NCBI's taxonomy places the organism in Eukaryota, Metazoa, Rotifera, Eurotatoria, Philodinida, Philodinidae. The record is from the annotation of a GenBank genome assembly.